Molecule: messenger RNA, 1521 nt
Organism: Letharia lupina
Lineage: Eukaryota; Fungi; Ascomycota; Lecanoromycetes; Lecanorales; Parmeliaceae
Exons: 7
Coding region: 1-1521 (506 amino acids)
Source: RefSeq, a predicted model, not a curated record
AUGCGGAUGCGUAGCAAUGCAUACACCCUGACGGUACGUCAGGGGCCAGAGCGGGCCAAGGCUUUCGCGGGGCCAAAGGAAAAAGACCGCAAGCCUGUUGACCCGCCACCCAUCAUACAAUUACAGAUUAGGGAUCCCCAGGAUCCAACUCAGAACUACCUGCAAAGCCCAUACUUUUUCAUGUGUUGCAACCUUUGUGACGCCAACCUUGAUCGUCCGGGACAGUUGGCCGCUGCUCAUCAGGGCGAGGAUAUUGACACAGCAACCCAGUCCGCUCUGGCAGGAACAUUAGUAUCCUCACUUCAUAGACUGAAGGACGUUGACAACACUGAUGGUGGCUUCUUUGUUUUCCCGGAUCUCUCCGUGAAGAUUGAGGGUGACUUCCGCCUUCGAUUCAGUCUCUUUGAGAUGGGGAAAACACGUGUCUCAUAUAUAAAAUCCGUUACAUCAUCUCCUUUUACCGUAUUCACUCCGCGGGCAUUCCCGGGAAUGUCUGAAUCUACAUUUCUAUCACGCUCAUUUGGGGACCAAGGGGUGAAGCUGAGGAUCAGAAAAGAACCUCGAGUUUUGGGCAAAAGGUCAGCACCUUCGGAUUUUCUACCCGCAGACGCCGCGCACGGGCACCCCCAGCAAACACCCGUUGAAUAUCGAAACAUGGGGCUGCAGCCGCAACAUGAACAAAGCGGAGGCUUCGGUCCUUCGGGGUACAAAGAGCCAACACUUGGUUACGACGAUCUGCCUCUUAAGCGGCAAAGAAUGUCUAUUGAUUUGGCUAGGAGGACUGCAUACGAACACGACCAACGGCUCUCUCAACGCUCUUAUAUACAACAGCGGGAUGCUUAUGGUCAAUAUGCUCCAUCAACACCUAGUCGUGGAUCAUAUUACGUUCAAGGUCCUUCAACCGGUCCUGGUCCCAUCGAGUACCCCUUCAGCCAUGGACGUACAAACUCAUCUUCCAACUCUUCGCCAUUCUUGUCUCCACGGACAGAGUAUCCUGCGUAUCAAUUUCCAGCACCUAAUUCAAUGUAUCAGACACAUUCAAGGAACUCUCCUCAGCAGUACCAGCAGAGUCAGUAUACCCCUACCCAAGCAAGACCGGUCCCACAGUUGGCACAAUCUUUACCCCCUUACCGUCCGCUGCCGUCAUCUGUUCCAUCUCAGCCAGAGCAACCCAGAGCAUACUCACGAUCAAUGGAAGCGGACGAGCAAUCACUGGCGAGUCGAGGGUACGAACAAAGCUACAACAACUCUCAAUAUCCUCCCAUAAACUAUGACCGCCAAGUUCAGCCUCUAGCUCGGACUCUUCCAGCGCCUUCGCAAGCUGUAACUAGUCUCCUCCCUCCUCUGCAGUCCUUAUCUUCUGCUCAGCCACGAAGAGAUACCUUGCAGUCAUAUUCAAGCGGUGGGAUGUCAAAUGUAGAAACCAACACUCACCUACCAUCAUCAUUGCCGCUGGUGCCGCCAAGCUCGGAAGCACAGAACUUUCUGCCACAGCCGUAUCGGGGUCGAGACCAUGGCUGA